Messenger RNA from Aureococcus anophagefferens, 1406 nucleotides. RefSeq lists its product as hypothetical. Lineage: Eukaryota; Pelagophyceae; Pelagomonadales; Pelagomonadaceae. The record is from RefSeq and is a predicted model, not a curated record. Gene Ontology annotation, cellular component: condensin complex. Gene Ontology annotation, biological process: mitotic chromosome condensation. The annotation marks the transcript as partial. Gene Ontology annotation, molecular function: chromatin binding. The transcript has 4 exons.
AUGCACGACGUCGUCCGCGAGGAGGACGAGGGCGGCGACGAGGGCGAGAAGAAGGCGAACCCGGCGAACCCGAAGCACAACAAGCCGCGCAAGAUCUUCAACUUCACGCGCGCGUCGUGCACCCUCGAGGCCGGCGUCAAGCUCAGCGUCAAGAUCUACAGCAGCCGCGUCGACGACACGCUCAACACGUCCUACCGCGUGCUCGAGAGCCUGCACCGCGGCAAGACCAAGGGCGGCGAGUCCGACGACGACGAGUCCGAGGACGAGGACGACGCGCCGCUCGAGGGCGAGGAGGCGCGCGCGCGGCGUCCCGCGGUCGCCGCGCCGAAGAAGCGCAAGGCGCGCAAGGCGGCGACGCACGCCGACGCGUCGGCGACGCUCGGCACGUCGGCCCAGAUCGACGCCGCGGCCGUCGAGGAGGACGACCGCGACGCGUUCUUCUCGCGCAUCUCGCGCGGCGGCGGCGGCUCGGGCCUCGUCGACGGCGGGUCCGCGCGGGCCAUGCUGCUCCAGCGCCUCGCGGCGGACGCGGCCUGCGUGUCCUUCGGCGACGGCGACGCGGACGACGACGACGACGGCGAGGACGCGGUCGUGUCCGUCAUCCCCUUCAAGAACCUCCUCCCCAGGAGCGUGCUGCCGCCGUCGGUCUGCCCGCCGCUGGCGGCGCUCCGGCGCGAGGUCGCCGACGCGGCGGCGGGCGGCGACGCGGGCGCGUACCCGGCGGGCGACGACGGCCACGACGACGGCGGCGACGCGCCCGCGUUCUUCGGCGGCGACGACGACGGCGACGACGACUACCCGGACGUCGACGACGACUGCGGCCUCGGCGACGAGGGCAUCGAGAACACGCUCGUCGACGCCUUCGCGCUCGGCGGCGGCGCGCUCGGCCGGCCCGCGCUCGCCGCGGGCGAGGCCCAGCGCGAGGCCGCGACGGCGUUCGCGCUCCAGCCCGGCGCGCUCGCGGGCGCCGACGAGAUGAGCUACUUCGACGCCGCGGCCCUCAAGAACGCCUGGGCCGGCGUCGCGCACUGGAAGGCCGCGGCGCCCCGGCGCGCGCGCGCGGACGGCGACGCCGCGGCCGCGAAGAAGCCCGCGCCGAAGAAGGCCAAGAAGAAGUCGGACCUCGACUUCGAGGGCCCGCCGCCGGCGGCCGACGCCCUCGCGCCGCCGCCGGCGAAGAAGCGCGGCGCGGGGGACCCGCUCUGCCUCGGCGCGGCCGCGCUGAAGCGCGCGGCGGCGAACGCGCGCGCGCUGAGCCUGCCGCAGGACCUCCGCGUCACGCUCAAGGACCUGCGGUCCCUCUUCCUCCUCGAGGACGUCGUCGUCACCGCCGUCGCGCCGCCGGCGGGCGGCGCCGCCGGCGGCGACGGCGCCGCGGCCGCGCUCGCCUACGACGACGGCGCCGC